Molecule: messenger RNA, 771 nt
Organism: Entrophospora sp. SA101
Lineage: Eukaryota; Fungi; Glomeromycota; Glomeromycetes; Entrophosporales; Entrophosporaceae
Source: the annotation of a GenBank genome assembly
AUGGAUAAAAUCACAAAUGAAAAAAAAUCAAAAGUUGUUGGUGAAAUGGUAUAUAAUCCCAAACUACAAAGAUGGGAAGGAAAUGAAUCAGUUUUAAAGGAUUUUGAUUCACCCAGCAAAUCGUCAUUUUUGACAAAUGUUGACAAUUUAAAAACAUCACAUAAUGGGAAAAUAAUAGUUUGUCCAAAUAAAAGACGCAGCAGCAAUUCAGUAUUUUCAUCUGAAGACGAAGAAGAUCUUCUUGCAAGGUUUGAUUCAGACUUUGAUGACGAGGAUGAUGAUAUGAAGGAAAAAGUUGAUAAAUGUUUAAAUAAAGAGAACAAAGAUGAAUCUAAACAAAAAGAUCUAUGGGUGGAGUCGCAAUCAAAUAAAGCAAUUAGUGAUGAUGGCAAUUCAUUAAGUGAUUAUAAAGGAAAAUUAUUCAAUAAAAUCAAAAGAAAUUCAAUAUCAGGUGGAAGUCAUUAUGAAAUUGGAACAGAAUUUGAUGUUGCACCUGGAUUUUUGUCAACCUUGUUGGCUUCUGAAAGACAGCAUCGCAAUGAAAUAACAAAAUGGUAUCCUGCUGCUGGGACUUUAAAAAAUGAGCAAAGAUUCGGUCUUCGUUCUCCAACUAUAGAACACGGGUUUCUAUACGAGAUAAGAAACAUUAAGAAGAAGAGUUCAACAGGUAGUAACAAUAAUUCCAAUAGAAAUAUUGAAAUAUGUAAAAACACAAAUAAUAAAAAAUCUGGCAAUAUUUCAACAUUACCGGAUCGAAAACCUUUCAAGUGA